CAUCGGGCACUAGGUUGGGGAAACUGGCAUAAGGGAAGCGAAACUGCAAUGAAACUCUGUUACAAGGUUCUCUAUAUCUUGGCUGACUUAAGAUUCAAGGACACGUCGGUUUGUGGGUGGAGUUGCUUCCUCUUAAUUAAUUGAACAGCAAUGACCGGAGGGGUUCAACGUUCUCGAGCACGAUGUUAAUAUAAGAGCUGCAGCAGCAGUCGCUGCCCCAGUCCCAUCUCGUUCACACCUCUAGCGCGAGCCUCCCGUGACGUCUCCCGAUUCGCCCGCGCCUGAUGACAAGCCGUCCGCAUCUAGAACUCUAAAGGACAACAACCGUUGACAGAAUAGCAAUUGCUUAUCUCCUUCGCUAUUAAAUUAGGAGGCGGGCUCUCAACAACCGUUACUUCCCCAUGUGUGACGCACACCGCAUCUUCAUCGGGGCAGCGUUCGAAAGGCUUGGCUGCAAUUGGAGAAAGCAGAAUGGAGAGGCGGGCUUUGGGCGGAGAAUGUUGUGGCAAGCUCUGGAAGAUUCCUCCGCCCGCCAUAUAAACCUGGCAGGGGGAAGCGCCUUCUUCUAAAUUACAGCUUGAGCGGGCGGGCGAGGGGUGUCUGCUACUGAGGGUUUUGUGAACGGCGAUGGGGAAAGAUUAUUACCGUAUCCUGGGCCUGGCCCGCGGAGCUAGCGAAGAUGACAUUAAGAAGGCGUAUCGUAAGCAGGCGCUGCGCUAUCAUCCUGACAAGAAUAAGGACCCUGGAGCCGAGGAGCGCUUCAAAGAGAUCGCCGAGGCGUACGACGUGCUGAGCGACCCGAAGAAGCGCGAGAUCUUCGACAAGUUCGGCGAGGAAGGAUUAAAAGGAGGUGGUCCCAGUUGUAGUGGAGGAGGUCCUAAUGGUACUUCAUUCACUUAUACCUUUCAUGGAGAUCCUCAUGCCAUGUUUGCGGAGUUCUUUGGUGGGCGGAAUCCUUUUGAUACCUUUUUUGUUCAGAGGAAUGGAGAUGAGGACAUGGAUGUUGAUGACCCUUUUUCAACUUUUCAAAACUUUGGCAACAUUGGCUUUACUCGUAGUCGUGGAGGACAUGAAAACAUCCGCAAGAAACAAGAUCCUCCAAUCAUCCAUGAGUUGAGGGUGUCCUUGGAGGAAAUUUACACGGGUUGCACCAAGAAAAUGAAAAUUUCACACAAGCGUCUCAAUCCAGAUGGGAAAAGCACACGCAGUGAAGAUAAGAUUUUAACAAUAGAAGUAAAACGAGGGUGGAAAGAAGGAACUAAGAUUACAUUCCCCAAAGAAGGAGACCAAACACCAACCAACAUUCCAGCUGAUAUUGUCUUUGUUCUAAAGGACAAGCCACACAACAUUUUUAAGAGAGAUGGGUCUGAUAUAGUAUACCCAGCUAAGAUCAGCCUCCGUGAGGCUCUGUGUGGCUGCACUGUGAAUACACCAACAUUAGAUGGUAGAUCCAUACCAAUGAUAUUCAAAGAUGUAAUUAAACCUGGCAUGAAGCGAAGAAUUCCUGGAGAAGGCCUUCCAUUUCCCAAGAAUCCAAACCAGCGAGGGGAUCUUAUUAUUGAAUUUGAUGUAAGAUUUCCAGACAGAAUUCCUCAGUCUUCCAAAAGUGUCCUAGAACAGAUCUUGCCAAUAUAAUAAGACUGGCAGAAGUGGACUGCACUACCUCUGUUAUGGAGGGUUACAGACUGGAAUCAAGAUUUCAGGGUCUAUUUUGGCAGUGGAUAUGAGAGUAACUUUAUGUUUCAAAAAGUUGCAAACACUCCAGAUCUUGAAAAAUGAGUAUUGCACUGCUAAAUGACUUUAGACCCAGAUUGCCUUUGCUCGAAGCAUUUAUAACUGCAGUUACUGACAGAAACAGGAAAACAUCUCAGAACUUGAAUCUUGAGUAUGGCAACCAGUCAUGAUUUCUGCGUCACCUAUUUGACAAGCCCUAGUCAGGGCAUGCCCGUACAGAUUCUCAUUAGAAAGAAUGAGACUAAAAUCUAAACUGGACUUCAGAAGUAAACAUCUUCAAUCUCUCGUCUUUGUUGUACUGUGUUGUCUUUGUCUUUUACAUUAUUUACUGAAGGGUUAGGCUACCUUUAAUAUUCAGAUUUCCAGCUUCCUUGAUAUUCCCGCAUUACUCCAUAAAUAGUACCAAAUGCUGGUAUCUGGAAAGAAGAUAUUCUUAAACAUGGCCAUAAAAAUAACUUGCCCUCCUUCAGAAAGUUGAAUGGAAUAGGGCUUUUUCUAAAACCUGGUAGCUCUUGAAAGCAUGCAAAAAAAAUUAUAGGAAAGCAUGUAAAGAGACUUACAGAUUUGUCGGAUAAUUUUUUUCUAUACAGACAUAUUUAUAUAUCCUGGUAGAGGACCUGGUCUAAAAGAACUGAAUGUGUCAAGUCUUUCAAAUUUAUAGUUGAAAACUUUGUUCAAUAAACAGACUUUGGAGUCUUGCGUAUUGAUACA
This is a messenger RNA of Candoia aspera, 2445 nucleotides long. RefSeq names its product DnaJ heat shock protein family (Hsp40) member B1 (gene DNAJB1). The record is from RefSeq and is a predicted model, not a curated record. The transcript is spliced from 3 exons. Bases 628 to 1635 code for a protein of 335 amino acids. Gene Ontology annotation, cellular component: cytosol. Gene Ontology annotation, molecular function: transcription corepressor activity; Hsp70 protein binding. NCBI's taxonomy places the organism in Eukaryota, Metazoa, Chordata, Lepidosauria, Squamata, Candoiidae. Gene Ontology annotation, biological process: negative regulation of transcription by RNA polymerase II.